This is a messenger RNA of Ostrinia furnacalis (Asian corn borer), 1922 nucleotides long. It is a transcript of the gene por, whose product is annotated as Protein-serine O-palmitoleoyltransferase por. Bases 188 to 1510 code for a protein of 440 amino acids. The transcript has a single exon. Gene Ontology annotation, molecular function: palmitoleoyltransferase activity; Wnt-protein binding. The record is from RefSeq and is a predicted model, not a curated record. Gene Ontology annotation, biological process: protein palmitoylation; lipid modification; Wnt protein secretion. NCBI's taxonomy places the organism in Eukaryota, Metazoa, Arthropoda, Insecta, Lepidoptera, Crambidae. Gene Ontology annotation, cellular component: membrane; endoplasmic reticulum.
AACUUUGACAUUUAGGAAUAACAAAGGGGGUUGGCUGGCUGAUUUUUGGAUUGGAAAUAUUGGAAUGGGACAUUUAUUGAAAAAACUCAAUGAUAUUAACAUGCUUGCCGACUACAACCAAUCAAAGAAAUCUGGAACAUGAGUGGCACUACAAUUUACUAAUUGAAGACUGUGUCUAAUCCUCAAAAUGGAAGAUGAGGACUACACCGAAAACACAUGGACUUACAUCUCAUUGUGCGCUGAACCAACGUUGUAUGAGGGACUCAGGUUCGCUAAAGAUCUGAUAAUUGCCAAUUUAGUACUACGUUUCAUAAUCCAGACAAUCUCACUGCCUCAUAAUGUACGACAUAGUAUUUCCUUAGUAAUCGGGAGUUUUUUACUGUACUACAGCAUCGGACCGGCAUCUUUCUGGACUAUAGGGCUAACCAGUGGUUCUUAUUUUUUAAUAAUUUUGUUAUCAUGCAUUACUAAACGAUGGCGUGGAUUAAUAAUUUCCUUAGCAGUAAUCUCAUUUCUCUUAGCAUGUGAAGUGUAUGUAGUUAAUCCUAAAAUGUGGCAACAAAUAAGAGGCAUCCAAAUGAUUGCUGCAAUGAAAAUAAUUUCAGUUGCAAUUGAAUUGGAUAGAAAUUUGUUUAAACAAAUGUUGAAUCCUGUAGAAUAUGGAGGUUACUUAAUGUGCCCAGCAAAUUGUAUUUUAGGUCCUUGGAUAUCCUUCCAUACAUAUAAUAAUUAUUUAGAUGUCAGAUUUUUGACCAGAAGGUGGUUUAAAAUUAUAUUUUUCAAUUUAUUUUUGGCAAUGUUCUUUUUAGUUUUAUCCAAUUGUAUUGUUCCCUGGUACAUUGAUGAUGAUAUAACUAAGUGGUUGGUUGCAUAUCGAGAUGCUCAAGCAUUCAGGAUGUCUCAUUAUUUUAUUUCUAGUAUGUCCAUUGUUUCUAUGGUUAGCGCUGGUUUUGGCCUUACAAAUGAUUGUCAUUCAGAACUUCAAGUGACUAAGCCAUUAUUUAUAGAGUUACCAAGAUCACUUGUGCAGGUUGUAAUUUACUGGAAUGUUCCCAUGCAUCAAUGGUUAAAAAAUUAUGUGUUUAAGGCCUGUCAACCUUAUGGUCAAUUCACUGCUAUAUUUGUCACUUAUGCUGUUUCAUCAUUGCUCCAUGGUCUAAACUUUCAGUUCUCUGCAGUGCUUCUCAGUAUAGGGACUUUUUCAUAUAUUGAAUACAAUUUUCGUAAUAAAGUAGCAUCAGCAUUAGAAGUAUGUUGUUUGGCUAAUCCUUGUGCAAAACAGUGUGAUCACAAAAACAAAAAAAAUAGUUUUCUAGCUGUAAUUACAAAUGCACUUUUCUCAUUUAUUACUAUUAUUCACCUGGCUUACCUUGGAGUUAUGUUUGAGGCAUCAUUUUCGAUUCAGGAGUCUGGGUAUUCAUAUUAUCAUACUAUUAGCAAAUGGGAGGAUCUCAAUUACUUUAGUCAUGGAUUUGCAUUUUUUAUGUAUGUAAUCUAUCUAAUGAUGUAAUAUCCUAAUUGAAUGCACAAAAACAACUUUUAAAAUUGCAGUAAAGUAUUAAAGAUUUUUAAGAUAUUUUACUAAUCUCCCUUGAAUGUAGGUAUUAUUUUUACAUGGUACCAUAGUGUCAUUUAUUUGUGAUUGCAUCAGUAUUUUAAGAUUUUUGUAAAUUUCCAUUAGGCAUAAUUUUAUAACAUCUUCUAAUUCUAGGAAUAAAAUUUUUUAUCUUUAUUAAACCAAUUUAUUUAAGUAGUCUUAUUUAUUCUAAUCUGUACAAUAAAUUGUUAAUAUACCAUUUAUCUUUCAUUUUAAUCACCCAUCAUAAGAUACACACACAUACAUUUGCAAUUUAUUUUUCAUGAAUGUUAAGAGUAAUAACUUGAAAUCUUCUAGUCAGGUUUAAGAUUAUUUCUCCAGGUCC